AUGACCGACCGUUUCGCGCGCACAGACGGAUCAACAGUUUCACCAUGCAACACGACCGCGGGGCUUUAUUGCGGAGGGACAUGGAGGGGUACAAUAGACAAGCUCGACUAUAUUCAAGGGAUGGGAUUCGAUGCUGUCAUGAUCUCUCCUAUAACUGAAAAUGUUGAGGGUCGAGUUUCCUACGGUGAAGCCUACCACGGAUUUGCUGGAUCUCAGCGAUGCUGUGCAUUCCCGGGGAUGUAUCUCAUGAUGGAUACUGUCAUUAACAACAUGGCCUACGUCACUAAUGGGAGCAACCCAGCCACCCAUAUUGACUACUCGGUCUUCACGCCAUUUAAUAAUUCCGAUUACUUUCACCCCUACUGCAAAAUCACGGACUGGACCAAUUACACCAACGCACAGAACUGUCAAACUGGAGAUAAGAUCGUGCCCCUUCCAGACCUCUUCACUGAGCAUAAAGAUGUCCAGAACCUCCUCGAGAAAUGGGCACAGGAUACGAUGGAAACGUAUUCGAUUGAUGGACUUCGAAUCGAUGCCGCCAAACACGUCAGCUCAGGAUUUCUACACAGUUUUGACAAGUCAACGAGCGCAUUCAUGACCGGAGAGGUGCUUGAAAUGAGCAAGGACAUCAUUUGUGAUUACCAACACAACUACAUCCAAAGCCUUCCAAACUAUCCAAUCUACUACGCGAUGCUGGAGGCUUUUACAAAAGGCAACAUCACCCGUCUCGCGACGGACGUAAUCGAGAUGAAGGCAAUUUGUCCCGAUGUGACAGGCCUUGUUUCCUUUUCCGAGAACCACGAUGUGCAGCGUAUUGCUAGCUUCAACGAUGAUAUUGCACUCGCGAAAAAUAUCCUUGCCUUCACCAUUCUUUUUGACGGCAUCCCGAUGAUCUACCAAGGGCAAGAACAACAUCUCAAGGGCUCUGGCACUCCAUUAAAUCGACAGGCCCUGUGGCUGUCUGAAUACAACUCCGAUUCUGUUCUCUACAAGUUGAUCUCUAAGCUCAAUGCUAUCAAGAGCCACGCCCAAAGGAUAGACAAAAAUUACAUCCACACCGAAUCGCGUGCUGUCUUUGAAGGCGGAAGUGAGCUUGCCUUUGUGAAAGGUAUUGAGGGGCUCCAAGUUCUCAUGCUCCUCUCAAGUCAGGGCAAAUCUGGCAAACCCUACACUCUCAGUUUACCAUUCAGCUUCAAUGCCGGCACACAGGUCACCGAGGUGCUUAAUUGUAAAAAUUACACUGUCGACAAUCAAGGUGAAUUGAAGCUCGACAUGGACGCAGGCGAACCUCGAGUUUUCUUUCCCACCAAAUACAUGGGAGGCAGUGGUCUUUGUGGAUAUUCAUCCUCCAACAUCAGCCUUGCAGAUCUCAAGAUGGGCUACUCAUCGGGCAAAUCUCUCGGGAAUCCUACGCGUGUAAACCCGACCGGUACAAUUUUGGUUUCCUUUAUUCUCUUGCUGCUUUUAAGCAUUGAAAGGCUCUUUUAA
Molecule: messenger RNA, 1488 nt
Organism: Penicillium waksmanii
Lineage: Eukaryota; Fungi; Ascomycota; Eurotiomycetes; Eurotiales; Aspergillaceae
Product: alpha-amylase
Exons: 3
Coding region: 1-1488 (495 amino acids)
Biological process (GO): carbohydrate catabolic process
Molecular function (GO): calcium ion binding; alpha-amylase activity
Source: RefSeq, a predicted model, not a curated record